UAUGUAAUAAAAUCAUAAUGGACAUCAUAAUCAUUUCUAAGUUAUUUUGGAUAACAUAAAAUUGAUAAAGAAGGAAAUAAAAGAAUUAAAAGAUGUUUAUUAGAAUAGAAAGAAAGAUUUUGUUGAAUAUUAAAAUAAAUGGGGGAUUGCAAUAUAAAAUACAAAAAAAAAAAUAGAGAAUCUAAUUUAAUGGAUUAUUGAUUAUGGUUAGGUUAAUGUGAAAUGGGAUUUACCUUUUGAGAUAUUAGAACAAUUAGAUAAAUUUGAUUUUCUGGAAGAAUAUAUAGAAAAUUUAAAAAAUUAAGUUCAACUCCACUAUGAGUAAUAAAAGUAUUAGAGUUAAAAUGCUAAAAAUUUUAGUUAUUAUUUAAGAACUGGAAUGAAAAAUGAUUGUAUAUAAUGA
This is a messenger RNA of Paramecium sonneborni, 403 nucleotides long. The record is from the annotation of a GenBank genome assembly. Lineage: Eukaryota; Ciliophora; Oligohymenophorea; Peniculida; Parameciidae.